Messenger RNA from Misgurnus anguillicaudatus (oriental weatherfish), 3296 nucleotides. It is a transcript of the gene plpp3, whose product is annotated as phospholipid phosphatase 3. The record is from RefSeq and is a predicted model, not a curated record. Gene Ontology annotation, cellular component: plasma membrane. Lineage: Eukaryota; Metazoa; Chordata; Actinopteri; Cypriniformes; Cobitidae. Gene Ontology annotation, molecular function: phosphatidate phosphatase activity. Gene Ontology annotation, biological process: phospholipid dephosphorylation; phospholipid metabolic process; signal transduction.
UGGAGAAGAGAAGGGGGCUGAGCGCUCCAUAUUGAAGGAGGUGGAGACACCAAACCUAGGAUUCAUAAAACAGGACUUGAUCUCCUAGUUUUAAAACGCCGCUCUCAGUCCAAGCCUUCAAGUAGCGUAGAACUGCAUCAAAACCCCACUAACUUACCCAGCGACGACUCGUCAGACACACAGAGAGAGAGAGAGAGAGAUACACUGUAACGCCGCAGUUUCAUUGUAGAAAGUUGAAUGGACUUGAUAACACGGACACCUCGUUGUUUUCAUUAACUUUUCAGGACGCGCUUUUGGGAGCUUUAACUUCCACAAACUUUAUAUGACACUUUGUUUUUUUGACAAGACCACUGUGACGAUUUGCGUUAGUGAGUUUCUAAUCUCCGUGUUUGCCUGGACUCGGGAUUUUUAAGAGAACGAAAUAAGGAGGAUCUUUCAAAUGCAAAACUAUAUGUAUGAGAAGGCGAUGGCACCCGAAACAAGAAACGGAGGAGCAUCCACGUUAAACAACAACGGCGUAGACAGCAGCAAGAGGAAACUUUUAAUAGUACUAGAUAUCUUCUGCCUUAUCCUGGCUACCCUGCCUUUCCUGAUAAUUGAAACUAGCACAAUCAAGCCGUACCAUCGCGGGUUUUACUGCAGCGACCAGUCCAUCCAGUACCCGUAUAAAAACGGGGACACCAUAAGCGAUGCUGUGCUCUCAACCGCUGGCAUUCUAAUUGCCAUCCUAUCUAUUGUGAUUGGUGAAUGCUACAGGAUCCAUUACCUGAACCAGGGCUCCAAAUCUUUCGUGGGAAACCCAUAUGUCUCCGCCCUUUACAGACAAGUGGGUGUCUUCAUCUUCGGAUGCGCCGUCAGCCAGUCGUUUACAGACAUCGCCAAGGUCUCGGUUGGGCGAAUGAGGCCACACUUUUUAAGUGUGUGUAAUCCUGACUUCGCCACCAUCAACUGCACUUUGGGAUAUAUUACCAACUACACGUGCCGUGGUGAUGACAGCAAAGUUCAGGAGGCCAGGAAAUCCUUCUUUUCUGGACAUGCAUCAUUCUCAAUGUACACCAUGCUGUAUCUGGCAUUCUACCUGCAAUCUCGGUUCACGUGGCGAGGAGCUCGUCUUCUGAGGCCCCUCCUCCAGUUCACCUUGCUGAUGAUGGCCUUCUACACGGGCCUAUCACGCGUCUCGGAUCACAAACACCACCCCACUGAUGUCUUGGCUGGCUUUGUACAGGGAGCAUUAGUAGCGUACUGCAUAGUAUUCUACGUGUCGAACCUCUUCAAACCCAAAGCCAAGACUGCCACUCCACCACCGUCACCGAUCAAGAAAGAGCUCCUGCCCUCUUCUGACAUUAUAGAGAGGAACAACCACCACAACAUGGUGUAGGGAGAAACGUGAGGAUCCGUUUGAAAAUCUCACACCCCCUCACCUCCCCAUCCCCUGAAGAACCAGAACAGCCACCUGUGACGGAGAAGCUACAGUUCAGCUGAUAUCUUCUCUCUCUCAUCUGACAGUAGAAUGUAGGAACAGAGACAAUCCUAAUGACUCUUUAUUAUGACUUCACAAUCCUUGAGCCGAAAGAAAAUCAAUGACGAAUCUGACACACAAAACCUGCAAGCGAAGAAAACUAAAGUGUUACAAAUGUCUCCCUUAGAACACUGUGGAUCAUAAGGGUUUGUGAAUUCGUGUGUGCAAACCACCCCAUUUAUCAAACUUGGGGAAUGAAAGUAUUAGAAGUAACAGAAAUGUAUAUGUAAAACCAUAAACGAACGACAACGAUGAAGGAGAGAGUGAAUGUGAGGCUGGUCACGUGACCAGGACUGCUCUCUUUCUGGUCUUGUUUAUCCUCUAUAGUCCUUUUGUCUCUGUGGCCUUUCAACAGUAUAGGACAACAAAUUCCUUAUUAAUAGGAAUGAUUCUAACUGCGAUGUAAUUAGCACAGAUAUAUUAACAAUAUAAAGAAUAACUUAUAGCACUAUAUACGAGUUUAUUGUUAAACGUCACCACUAUAUGAGAAGUGGAGCUUGAUGAAGGUUUGUAGACGAAAUGGUAAUUUCAAUACCAGUAAGCUCCUACAUUAUGGUGUUAACACCAUAUAUACCACCCCUAGUAUAGUUUUAAAGUGCAGCUUUAGCCCAUCAAGUGCCCAAACUCCAUGGGAAGAAACAUAAUAACGGGUUUAGGGGGUGGGUGGGUUAGCAGUGGGCUUUUAUUGUAAUUUUGAUUUUAGAGAGGUCGAUUUCACCACCAAUCCCCACAUGAGUCCUGAGGGCAUGGCUGAGCCGUGCCAACUCGCUGUCUUCUGAUUGGUUAGUGCUAAAGCAGGGAGGGGGUUAUAAUCUGGGAAAGGUGGCGAAAGGUCACCACGGUCGCUGGGGUUGACUCCCACUGACUUCACUGGCACAUUUUUAAUUUCUUUUUUGGAAAUGGGAACGAGCAUCUUCCGCUGGUUGGUACGAUCUCUGUCCCAUCCCAUAAUCACUCAACACAAGUUGUGUGUAUUAACCCACAAUGCCACCUGUGCCCUAUCCGGGCACGAGUCAAGCUUCGCCGAACCCCAACGUUAUUUGGUGGGGUACGGGAUGUGGGGGUCCCUCCACAGAUGUUUUUCAUCCCAUGUUUGCACGGGUGUGUGAGAGUGUUUGUGUCGCUGUUUCCUCACCUGGUUCAGGUGCGGUGGACCGUUUCCAUGUGAAGAAAUAUUGAACUUAAAAAACUGUGGACUUUUUUUAAAAAUGCCUUUUAUGUACCUAUCUUGAUAAUGUCUACUGUUUCACUAACAGCUGUACAGUACUGCCUGAUAUUACAGAAAACACAUCCAUACAACACAACUAAAGCUCAAAAUGUAUUGCACAUCCCUCCCAUUGUAUAGUCCGUCCUAUCAUUUCAACAACAGUUUUAUCUCUCUCUGUCUCUCUAUCUCUCUAUCUCAGAAAUAUAUAAAUAAUGUAUAGAUCACUAAAAUUAACUAUGUAAAGUAUUAUUUCUGAACAUUUUUAGAUAUAUCCACUAUGAAUCUAAAAAGCAAUGUGUCAUGACCUGUGUUAUUUACAAAGUGCUGCUUUUAUGAGCAUUGAUUGACAGAUUUUUGUAUUUAGGUAACUAAAAUAUUGUAGAUUUGUGAUAGUAAGUUUUUAAUAAGCGUUGUGCAAAACACAUACAAUUGUAUCAAAAUUCACUUAGUAUUUUUGUAUUGUCUCAUUUUGUACAAAGAAAUAAUAGCAAAUGUUUUUUUGUUUUUCUGCUAAAUGUACUUAGCUCUAAUACAUGUGCUUUUAAAUAAAAAGCUCAUUAUAAACAAAAA